Pollicipes pollicipes is the source of this 2176-nucleotide messenger RNA. RefSeq names its product pecanex-like protein 4. The coding region runs from base 16 to 684 and encodes 222 amino acids. The record is from RefSeq and is a predicted model, not a curated record. The transcript is spliced from 5 exons. Lineage: Eukaryota; Metazoa; Arthropoda; Thecostraca; Pollicipedomorpha; Pollicipedidae. Gene Ontology annotation, cellular component: membrane.
GUCGGCGAGCAGGCGAUGAGGGAGCUCGGAGGGGAGGAGGGCGCCGAGAAGCUCCAGGAGGACUACUCACUUCUCUGUCAGCUGAUUGACACGGCCUACCACGGCACCGCCAGAGAGAUCGAGGUCAGCUCCACGCCCGACCGAGUGCUCGGCCUGUACAGAAGCGGCCCAGCCGCCGACGGCCCCGGGGUCAGCUGGCUCCGCGGCUGUCCGACGGUGGCCUCGCUCGCCCAGAGGGCCUACAGAUGGUCGCUGAAGCUGGCGUUGGACUCUGUGCUGCUGGGCGGUCUGGAUUCGGACGACGAGCUGCUGGACACGCUGGAGGAGUACGCGGCCAGCUGGUACAUCGGCCUGGACGCCGACCCGGGCUGGCGCGACGCCGUGCUGGAACAGACGCCCUUUCUCUUCUCGCUCGGCUACGACGACGUUCGAAACACGUACACCUCACACCUGCUGAGCCUGGGCGACCAGACGGUGUCUGUGGGUCGGCUGAGUGGCGAGCUGGUGCGCGGCGUCUGGGCCAGCCUCGCGCUCGAGCUGCUCUACGUCACCAACGAUGACGAGGAGCGCUAUAGCAUCCAGGCGCACUCCACCAUCCUGCGGAACUUGACGGUGCAGGCGGCCGACCCCCCGCUCGGCUACCCUGUGUACGCGGGCGAGCCGCUCCGCAGUAGCCACGUCUAGCGCGCGGCCCGCCGUGGCCCCACGAGAGCACCGGAUGAGCGGCACGUGGUACCGCGGGUUCACAUGUGCGCUCACGAGAUUUGCGGGGGUGAUGGAGAGGCCGCGUGCUGCACGUGGCGCCGUACGCCGCGCCCCGUUACCGGCCGUUGGUGGGCGUGGCCAGGCGCUUCAGCGCUGCGGGGCUGGCAGCCCCGCCGCUGCCGGCUGCCGCGCUCGCUCGCGGAGAUGCGGGCACUCACUGACACCGAUGGCGUGUCUCACCGACGUUUGGUCUGCACUGUGAUGGUGUUGAUAUGUUUGUUGGUGUUGGUUUGACGCUGUUGACCCCGAACGGGACUGUCCACCUCAUUGUUGUCUUGGGUGCUGGAUGUGGGGGAGGGGGGGAGGGGGGGGAGGCAUUGGAACACGUAUUGGCGAUCCACCGUCGGGUGAUAACCCUUCCGAGUAAAUGUUGUGUACCGUUGUUUGUAGUCGUUCCGGGCAGUCCAUGCCCGCGUUUGUGGUUCCUCGUCUCCGUCCCGCAUAGGUGGCUAGAUAUGUGUCAUGUCGUACCACAUGUGCUCCACACUCGUCACACAGGGGACCUGAGUCGCUAUCACGUGACCGUUUCUAAAGCUCGGGUCCGGCCCGGCGUUGCUGUGAGCACGGUGCACAUCUGUGUCGAUCUGUUGCGUCUCGGUAUCUUCCGCUCUUGGGUUCAUCCUUGUUCGGAUCGCCGGCGCGCUCAGCAGAUUGCCAGCACCAGCUCUCACUGUAGCAGGUACCGGGGCACCUUGUCUAGUCUGCGAGCGUUCGGCAGGCGAUGCUAGUCAUAUUCCACUCGGCGCAUAUCGUCACUAGUCACCUGCGGCCGGGUUGUUGCGUCUAGGUACGGCGGCUGCUGCACCGACGUGUGCACGACACGUGUGGCCCGGCUCUCGGCUGGAAGGGGGGCGGGGGGAGACGGGCAUUUGUGUGGAUGAUACGCGUCAAAGCACGACUGUUACCCUAUGUGAUAAAGUCCGGCCAGGGGAUUGCUGUGCGCCAUGGGAACACGUUCCAGGCGAUGAACUACACCGUCCAACGCGCCUGUGAUCUCGUCAGUGUACAAACGUAGCCACCGCCGCCGUUUGCGACCGAUUCCGUCCAUAUGUCAUACGCUGAUGCUGCUGACGAUCCUGGUAAGGUUCCGUGGCGCCCGUGUCACGGAGUGCACUCGGUGUGCUUGGGUGGAGUCUGCAGAGGGAAAGGGCGUGCUUAGGGAUGCUGCGAGCUCUGCCAGGAGGAUCCGGCAGGCUCAAGGCCGGUUCCGGUUCGGGUUGGAACGCCAUGGCGCUGCGGGCGGGCGGAGGGUGGUGGCCUGGCCUGCCGGAGUGCGCUUAGCUGCGUCAUAAAGGUGCGCCGGCACCAAAAGCUAUUUUUUAGAUCGAUAGCCAAAGGCCAGGAGUGCUCAACGGGAGGUGCUCAGACCUGGUUCCGACAGUGCAAUGGACGCGUUUGUCAAUAAAUAUGC